GUGACGAAAGGGCGCGCUUGAGGGAGCAAGAGGAAGAGGAAGAGAGUGAUAUAAAGAGAGGUCUGCGAGAAAAGGAACGCGGGGAAACAGGGACUCGUUUGCUCGAGACGUUAAAUACAGAUAAAAUUAGAUUAUUUGGGGCAAAGGAAGAAAAAGGGAAAUACAAAUAAGGGGGGGCAGUUGUUCGCAUUGGGUCGCCUCUUUGACAUGGCACCCGGUGUUGUGAUUUCGGAAACCACGAUGGUAUCGCUACAUUUUACGAUGGAUUAGUACCUUUUGUAGUUCGGAACAUUCACUUAGCCCUGUUGAACUCAGUGCCUCGAACUCUUCUUUCACACGAGAGCCCCUGCUGGAGACAAUGGCGGAGGCGCCGAAAAGAACAAAGUGGCAGAUCCUGCUGGCGGCGCUGAGCAGCGUUUCGGUGGAGCCCGUGAUGCUGCUGGACGGCGUGGCCUACUCCAACAUGGUGGUGCUGGUGGAGAACCUGCAGAUGGACAAGGUGUGCCGCGUGAACCUCAACCACUCGGCCGAGGUCUGCGGCAAUCUGUCGGAGCACAAGGUGGUGCGCGACGAGAUGACACGCGAGGUUAGCGUGUUCGCCAUGUACAACGGCAUCAUCACCUCCAUCAUCCCGCUGUUCUUCAUCCUGUUCAUGGGCGCCUGGAGCGACAAGUACGGCCGCAAGACGCCGCUCCUCGUGGCCACGCUGGGCCACCUGCUCUAUGCGCUCGGAUACCUCGUCAACUCGGCCGUGGAGGCGUGGCCCGUCGAGUACCUGCUGGUCGUGGCCCUGCUCGACUCGCUGGGCGGCGGCACCGUGUCCUUCCUGACGGCGGCGAACUCCUACAUGAGCGACGUGACCACCGAGGAGGCCAGGACCUCCCGCCUCGGCCUGGCCAACAGCAUCUGGUUCCUGGGCGGCCCCAUCGGCACCUUCAUCGGCACUUACAUAUACAAGGCGGGCGGCUACCAAGUGCUCUUCGGAACAUCGCUGUCCAUGUACCUGGUCUCGUGCGCCUACAUCAUCUUCCUGCUGCCGGAGAGCCACGGGCCCUUCGCCAACGUCAAGAAGCUCGAGAAGAUCCUGGAGCCGAAGCAGUCGCUGCGCCUGCGGGAGAGCAUCGUGUGGGUGUACGGCCUCGACAAGGACAAGAAGCGGGACCUGAUGCACACCGAGAGCGUGAGGGAGCGGGCCAGGAAGAUCUCCCUGGCGCAGAUGCUCAAGGACUUCUUCAACCCCCGCCGCUUCGUCGACAGCUUCAGGUGCACCCUCAAGAAGCGGGAGGGCCACGUCAGGAUCUACAUUCUGCUCCUCAUCUUCAGCAAUCUCCUGCGCAAGCUCGGUCGAGGUGAGUUCCUUGGGGCUCGGGCUCGGGCGCGCAGGAGGAGCCUCCACCGCGCGGCGAGGGCGGCCGCCUCCCUGCGCAGGGAAGGGCUCCUCGUGUGCGUCUGUGUGUGCUUAUAAGUGUAUGCUUGAAGAAAGCGAUAGUUUCUGCGUUCGAUGCACAGCUAAUCGAAAUGAUUUUCACCCAGAAUAAUUGCAUCUUGUCUGAUAAAAAUUAUAUAUUCCUUAUUUGCUCCACAUGAAUCAGAUCAAAACAAAGAACAAAAACAGACGGUAGGUAAAACAAAACAAAAAGCCGUCUGGAAGGCCGACGCAAGCAGCAAAAAAGAAAUAAAGAAAAACUGGUUCUCCGAAUAUCAUUGUUGUUGUUUGUUUAUGAGAGUGCUGUUGCAUCACGGGUCAGCAACUAAGAUAAAUGCCUGAUGCAUUCCCUUCUUUAUCACAUUUUUUUGGUGGGUAUUAUUAUAUAAUCAUUAUAAUCUUGUGUUAUAUAGUCUCCCUCCUUUGUCUCUGACAAGAACAGCACUCGGGUAGGAAUUCCACUGAAUUUCUCGACUUCCGCCUGAAGGUUGCCCUCGGCGGGUCGGACGCCUCAACGACAGCCUUGUUAUCAAUGCGUUCAGUGGAAUUAAGAUAUUGCAAAUCGGUUUCCGUUCCGCCUCACCUCGCGACGCGGGCUGGAGCGAGCGAAACAAAGAGACGCGGAAACGAUAAUGUCCGAUGAUAAGCGUGAGAAAGGAAUGUAGGAAGAGGAAGGCAUUUGCUUCCUCUGACGAUCUUGUGCCAACAUGAGCUGGCGCUAGAGGGCGUGGCGGCCGGACACAGAUGCUUACAGGCAUACGCAC
Molecule: messenger RNA, 2190 nt
Organism: Penaeus chinensis
Lineage: Eukaryota; Metazoa; Arthropoda; Malacostraca; Decapoda; Penaeidae
Product: proton-coupled folate transporter-like
Exons: 1
Coding region: 359-1465 (368 amino acids)
Biological process (GO): transmembrane transport
Cellular component (GO): membrane
Molecular function (GO): transmembrane transporter activity
Source: RefSeq, a predicted model, not a curated record